UGCUGGGACAAUCACACCCUUUCCGAUAAGCAAAUUAUUAUUCCAUGGAUUAGGCUGAAUGGAAUUGAAGUAAAAACGUCUAGAAAAUAAAGAUUGGAAGUUGCGAAGUUCACAAGAUCAUACUGGACAAUGGCAAGUAAUUGGUCGGUUUGUGGUAUCUGUGAUUUUCGACAUGUCACCAAACCAUCGGUGGUUUGGUGUUCUGAUUGCGAUGAGGGUCUUUGUGAUGACUGUAAAGAACACCACAACAUUUCCAAAUCAUCACGUGAUCAUGACAUCGUACCCAUUGGUGAAUAUCAAAACUUGCCAACAGAAGUUCUCCAAGUUGCACAGUCUUGCAGAAAACAUAACCAAAAGUACCAAAUAUUCUGUAAAAAACAUGACUGUCCAUGCUGUAAGAAAUGUAUUAUCGAAGAACACAACGAAUGUAAAGAUUUUGUUGAUAUUGAUGACGUCAUCAAAAACGUAAAAUCAUCCAAUGCUUUCCACGAAAUCGAGAUAACCCUUUUAGGUAUGGCUGAGUAUAUUGAAAGAGUCAAGAAAGAUCGUCAAGAAAAUUUACUUUAUAUAAAAGAACAGAAAGAACAAAUUGAAAACGAAAUUCAACAGGCUAGGGAGGCAAUUAACAGUCACCUAGACGCAAUCCAGAAGAAGUUAAUAGAAGAUCUAAAGUUGACUAUUGAUAAAGAAAACAAAACUAUCCAACAAUUCCUGAAAUCAGAUGAGCAAAAUGAGAAAGAAGUCAAAAAAUUUCAAUCCAGUCAUUUGAAAAUAAAGCAGCAUGCUUCUGAACUGCAGACGUUUCUUACUAUGAAACAAAUGGAGCGUGACAUUGCAACAAAGGAAAAGUUCAUACAAUCGAUUAACAAAAGAGGAAGUCUGGGCUAUUCUCGUUUCUUUUGUAAGAUCGACACAACUUUGGAGAAAUUUGCGAGCAAUGUUAAAAGAUUUGGAGAAGUUGUUAUAGAGACGAAACCCAGUGAUGUUCCCUAUGUAAGGCAGAAGGAUAAACAAGCCCAGUUGAUGAUUCCUGUACCAGCCAAGUCCAUAGAUGACUUAAUAUUAACGUUGGUUCAGACCGUUAAUACGCAUAGUAAAAAAGUUAGCGGUUGUACAAUGCUUCCUGACAGUAGAAUGGUGUUUACCUGUUACCAUCCAGGUUAUGUAACUGUAGUCAACUAUGAUGGAUCAAAAGACUUUGAAAUAAAAUCAGGAAAUGCUUUUGAUGUUGUAUAUCUAGACGAUGAUAUUAUAGCUGUAACCUCUGGUGUAUACUCACAUAAUAUUAAAAUAACAGAUAUGAAAUUGAAAAAAGUCACGAAAAGAAUGCAUGUUGGCUCCAGUAAUGAUGGUCUGGCACUAAAGGAUAAAUACUUGAUAUAUUGUGGCAGAGGGAAAGGGUUGAAGAAAAUCAGUUUGAGUGAUGAUUCCGUUAGUACAAUAAUAACUUCAAAACUUAGUGAAAGGUCAUACGUAACAACAUUCAAUGACAGUAUAAUAUUUACAGACCCAGCCACAAACACCGUCACAUGCGCUAGUAUGCAGGAACACGUUAACUGGAAAUUUAAGGAUGAAAUCAUACUGAAGUAUCCACUUGGUAUAUCUGUAGACAAUGACGGUAAUGUGUAUGUGAUAGGACGUGAUUCAUGCAAUGUGGUAGUUAUCUCCCCUGAUGGACAACGGCAUAGACAAAUAGUAUCUGCAAUGGAAGGUCUCCAUGAGCCGUCUGUAUUACAUUAUGACCUGGUAACUAACAAGUUGUUGAUUUCAAACUCGAUGAAUAAGGCAUUUUUGUUUAGUGUGACAUCAUAAACUAAAUACAAUAUUGAAUUGUUGGUGUCAUUGGGACCGCUUAUUUCUUAUGUUUGGAAAAUAAGAUUUAAAACACAUUUUCUGGAUAUUUUGUAAUUGUUAUCAUAAUAAUAAAAAAGUCAAGACUUUCUUAGUAGAUAA
Messenger RNA from Mytilus californianus (California mussel), 1953 nucleotides. RefSeq lists its product as uncharacterized. Bases 130 to 1812 code for a protein of 560 amino acids. The transcript has 3 exons. Lineage: Eukaryota; Metazoa; Mollusca; Bivalvia; Mytilida; Mytilidae. Gene Ontology annotation, molecular function: zinc ion binding. The record is from RefSeq and is a predicted model, not a curated record.